Colletotrichum truncatum is the source of this 2376-nucleotide messenger RNA. RefSeq names its product g-patch domain-containing protein. NCBI's taxonomy places the organism in Eukaryota, Fungi, Ascomycota, Sordariomycetes, Glomerellales, Glomerellaceae. Gene Ontology annotation, cellular component: U2-type post-mRNA release spliceosomal complex. Gene Ontology annotation, biological process: spliceosomal complex disassembly. Gene Ontology annotation, molecular function: nucleic acid binding. The record is from RefSeq and is a predicted model, not a curated record.
AUGGCCAGCUUUCCAGCUUUCGAUCCCUCUCGCCUCACGAAGAAGUCUGCAGCGCAUUACUCAUCCGAAUCAGAAGAGGACGACGAAGAUGAGUACCUAGCGCCUGUCACAGACCCGUCGCAAGAAGACUUCAGCGAUUUGAACCCGCGCAAGCGCCGUCGCGUUGGCAACACAAAAGAGCGCGCCGCUCUAGGUAUAUUUGCAUCCGACAGCGAAGACGACGGUCCCGGUCGCCGAUGGAAGAAGAAGACGUUACGUGACAAGGGCAUGAGCUUCGUUUCGACAGGUGCUACAACGCUUGAUGAGGAUGAGGAUACAAACAAGGCAAAUGAAAAGGAGUAUUCCGAUGACGAUGAAGACGACGACGACGAAGAGGAUGAAGGGAAUGGGGGAGUCGGUCUAGGAUUCGGGGCCGCGCAACGCGGCCUCGGGUUUGUAUCUGCUCAAAAAGACGAGAGCGAAGACGACGACGAAGAUGCGGCCGGCACUUCUGUGCCAUCCUUUGCAAAGACAAGGUUCGACGGCAAGAACCCCCUAGGCCGAGGCUUUGUGCCAUCAUCUGCGAACAUACCGGUUUUAAAUCCCGAUGUCGUCGACACGCCCUCAAUGCCUAAGAUUGCACGACCGAGUGCCUUCGGCGCAAAGGGCGCCAAGGGCAAGCCCAAUCCAAAGUCAUUCGGCGCGCGGAUGAUGGCAAAGAUGGGUUACAAGGAAGGAACUGGUCUUGGAAAAGAGGGCCAAGGUCGAAGUGUCAUUAUCGAAGCGCAUCUACGUCCUCAGGGUGUUGGCUUGGGUGCUGUCAAGGAGAAGUCAGAACACGAACGAAAAGAAGAGAAACGCCAGGCGCAACUACGAGGCGAGGUUGUUGUUGAUUCUGAUGAAGAGGAAAAGAAGAGGAAACGAGAAAGGAGAAAGAAGGCCUCCGGCGCGGGCGACAGCAGUACCAGCACACCGAAGCGACACAAGCCGAAAUACAUGACUGCAGAGGAGUUGAGGAAAUCUGCCCCAGGACUGCACAUUCCCGAGGCUUUUGCGCCCAUCCUGGACAUGACAGGCCCGGGCAACAAACUGCUGACCACAGCCUCGGGAUUGCUGACACCAACUUCCGCUGCGGUUGCUGAGUCUCCUGAUGUAGCAGCAGCUCGGAAGUUGGUGAAGCGUGCACAUGCAGAUUUGGCUGCGUUCUCAGAGGAAUGGAGGAACUUGGAGGAGCGAAAGACGUGGGUUGACCUGGAACUUCGGGAGCGUGAACAAGAGAUGGCCGACCUGGCAUCGGAUCUGGGAAGACUGCAAUUGUUCUCCAACAUCAUCACCAACGAGCUCCCCUCGGCCACAGAGUGGUCAGAAGUAAUUCGCUGCUUGAACAAGGCGGUUGAGCACAUCGGGUCUUCUACGGGAGACAUUGCGGACAUCGCUGUUGCGGCCAUCCACCCUUUCCUUCGCGAGCCAGACUGGGACUUAUUGGAGCAGCCGACGCGGUUUGCUUCAGAGCUCAAGUCCCUCGGGCCGCUCCUCACAAAGUCCGGCGAGGGCGACAAGAGCGUGGACAAGUGGGACUCGACGGGCUUGGGCAACUCGGAUCUCUACCGCCAACACCAAAAGGCAACGACGGCCUACGAGACCAUGAUGUACAAGUUGUGGUAUACCAGAGCCAUGUCCGCCAUCCGAGACUGGGAUGUCUUCAACCCAACACCUCUUCUGGCUGUUCUAGAAGCCUGGAGUGACCUGCUUCCUCCCUUCGUGCGUGCCCAGUUCCUGGACGGUGUUGUCCGCAAACUGGAAACAGCCGUAGCAGAAUGGAAUCCUAAGAAGAAGCGCCAGAGCCACAAACUCCCCCACCUCUGGCUGUUCCCCUGGCUACAGUACUUGCCCUCGUAUCAUCUCGAGCCCAAGGGCACCGGGCUGGUCGCCGAGGUGCGCAGGAAGUAUAGACAACUGAUCGAUGUGUGGGAGUUUGACCGCGGAGUGAUCCCGGGCCUGGAACAAUGGCGCGAGGUGCUCGGCGACCAAUGGCGCCCGUUGAUCAUGGGUCAUGUGUUGCCGGCUAUGGGACGGUACCUACGCAAGAACUUCAGAAUCGACCCGAGCGACCAGGAGCCCUACCUACCCAUGCUCGAGGGCGUUCUCAAAUGGUCUGAUAUCCUGACACCCAAGGUUCUAGGCGAGGUCAUCGUUGCCGAGGUCCUCCCGCUGUGGCAUGAUAAAUUGAGCGAGUGGCUCGGUUUGGAGGACGCCAGCUUCGACGAGAUCGCUGCUUGGCUAGAGUGGUGGAGGGACAGCGUCCUGCCAGAGGACAUUCGAAACCUCAAGUCUGUGCAGGCAGAGUUUAACAAGGGCUUUGCUACCAUCGAGAAGGCUCUAGAGAAUAUGGUUUAA